GCCGGACCGACGCCUGCGAGCCCGCCACUCUCCGCACCCUCAGCUUCCCGGGUUGGCAGGCGGCUAGUGACGGCUGAGGAAGUGUUUAAAAUGAAGAAGUUUAAUUUCCGAAAAGUUUUGGAUGGCUUAACUGCCUCCUCUCCUGGCAGUGGUAGCAGCAGUGGCAGUAACAGCGCUGGUGGGGCUGGAAGUGGUUCCGUGCAUCCAGGAGGGACUGCAGGGAUUCUCAGAGAGGAGGUUCAGGAAACCCUGACUUCAGAGUAUUUCCAGAUUUGCAAGACAGUUCGGCAUGGUUUUCCUUAUCAGCCCACAACAUUAGCCUUUGAUCCAGUUCAGAAAAUCUUGGCUAUUGGGACGAGAACAGGUGCUAUUCGAAUACUCGGGAGACCUGGUGUUGAUUGUUAUUGCCAACAUGAAAGUGGUGCAGCUGUCCUGCAGCUCCAAUUCUUGAUCAAUGAGGGUGCUUUGGUCAGUGCAAGUUCAGAUGAUACACUUCAUUUGUGGAAUCUUAGACAAAAAAGGCCAGCUAUUCUUCAUUCUCUUAAAUUUAACCGAGAACGAAUUACUUACUGUCAUCUACCUUUCCAGAGUAAAUGGCUCUAUGUUGGAACAGAAAGAGGAAAUACACAUAUUGUAAACAUUGAAUCUUUCAUUCUUUCUGGGUAUGUUAUCAUGUGGAACAAGGCAAUAGAACUAUCCACAAAGACUCAUCCAGGUCCAGUUGUACAUUUAAGUGAUAGCCCAAGAGAUGAAGGGAAACUGCUAAUAGGUUAUGAAAAUGGUACUGUAGUAUUCUGGGACUUGAAAUCUAAAAGAGCAGAACUGAGAGUUUAUUAUGAUGAGGCUAUUCAUUCAAUUGAUUGGCAUCAUGAGGGCAAACAGUUCAUGUGCAGCCAUUCAGAUGGUAGCUUGACUUUAUGGAACCUGAAAAGCCCAAGUCGUCCUUUCCAGACCACAAUUCCACAUGGAAAAAGUCAAAGAGAAGGAAGAAAAUCUGAAUCUUGUAAACCAAUUCUUAAAGUAGAAUACAAGACCUGUAGAAAUAGUGAGCCAUUCAUAAUAUUUUCUGGUGGACUGUCCUAUGACAAAGCUUGCAGAAGACCAAGUUUAACCAUCAUGCAUGGAAAAGCAAUUACAGUGCUUGAAAUGGAUCAUCCUAUUGUUGAAUUUCUAACUUUAUGUGAAACACCCUAUCCAAAUGAAUUUCAAGAACCCUAUGCCGUUGUAGUGCUUCUGGAGAAAGAUCUCAUUGUAGUUGAUCUGACACAAAGCAAUUUUCCAAUCUUUGAAAAUCCGUAUCCCAUGGACAUUCAUGAAUCUCCAGUUACAUGCACAGCAUACUUUGCUGAUUGCCCGCCAGAUUUGAUUCUAGUACUCUACUCUAUAGGAGUCAAACAUAAAAAACAAGGAUACAGUAAUAAGGAGUGGCCAAUCAGUGGAGGAGCUUGGAACCUUGGAACACAAACAUAUCCAGAAAUUAUUAUUACUGGUCAUGCAGAUGGAUCAAUAAAAUUUUGGGAUGCUUCUGCAAUAACUCUGCAAAUGCUGUACAAGCUAAAAACUUCAAAAGUGUUUGAAAAACAGAAAGUAGGAGAAGGAAAACAAACAUGUGAAAUUGUGGAGGAAGAUCCAUAUGCUGUUCAGAUGAUUUACUGGUGUCCAGAAAGCAGAAUAUUCUGUGUAUCAGGAGUCUCUGCAUAUGUCAUAAUUUAUAAAUUCAGCAGACAUGAAAUUACAACAGAAAUAGUGUCAUUAGAGGUACGACUUCAGUAUGAUGUUGAAGAUAUUAUUACCCCAGAACCCGAAACAAGUCCUCCAUUUCCAGAUCUCUCAUCCCAGCUUCCUUCUUCAAGGAGUCUUUCCGGAAGCACUACCACUGUGGCUAGUGAAGGAGUAACAAAGGACAGUAUCCCAUGCCUCAAUGUUAAGACACGACCAGUGCGGAUGCCUCCAGGGUAUCAAGCAGAACUUGUUAUUCAGUUGGUGUGGGUGGAUGGUGAACCUCCCCAACAGAUUACUAGUCUUGCUGUAAGCUCAGCGUAUGGAAUAGUUGCAUUUGGGAACUGCAAUGGGUUGGCUGUGGUGGAUUUUAUACAGAAGACAGUACUGUUAAGCAUGGGAACCAUUGACCUAUAUAGAUCAAGUGACCUAUACCAACGACAACCCCGGUCUCCUCGAAAAAACAAGCAGUUCAUUGCAGGUUUAACUGAGCUGAAUGACAGUCCAGUUCCCCUGGAACUUGAGCGCUGCAAGUCUCCCACUUCAGGACUUGCUACCAGAACUCCCGAGGCAUCACCAGGCUUUUAUAGGAAUGAAAUACCAGCUGUGAGACAGAGGAAUCAAGUACAUCACUUGCCAGAUCAUGUUAAUGGACACUGCACAAGUCCAACUUCUCAGAGUUGCAGUUCUGGAAAACGUCUUUCUAGUGCUGAUGUUUCAAAAGUAAGUCGCUGGGGUCCUGGAAGACCACCAUUUCGAAAAGCACAGUCAGCUGCUUGCAUGGAGAUUUCUUUACCAGUUACAACAGAAGAAAGUCGAGAAAAUUCCUAUAAUCGUUCUAGAAGCUCUAGCAUCUCCAGUAUUGACAAAGAUUCUAAAGAAGCAAUUACAGCACUAUACUUCAUGGAGUCCUUUGCUCGGAAAAAUGACUCUACCAUCUCCCCUUGUUUGUUUGUUGGAACUAGUCUGGGAAUGGUGUUAAUCAUCACCCUGAACCUACCUUCAGCAGAUGAACAAAGAUUUACAGAGCCAGUCAUGGUAUUGCCAAGUGGUACGUUCCUCUCAUUGAAAGGAGCUGUUCUAACAUUCUCCUGUAUGGACCGAACUGGCGGAUUAAUGCAACCGCCAUAUGAAGUUUGGAGGGAUCCAAACCACAUAGAUGAAAAUGAAAAAUCUUGGAGAAGGAAACUGGUCAUGAACUUCCCCUCUCCAUCCCAAGAAAUAGGAGAUCAUCAGUAUACAAUAAUCUGCUCAGAAAAACAAGCCAAAGUCUUCUCACUGCCUUCUCAGACUUGCCUUUAUGUUCAUAACAUCACGGAGACAUCUUUUAUACUGCAAGCAGAUGUGGUGGUCAUGUGUAACAGUGCCUGCUUGGCAUGCUUUUGUGCCAAUGGGCAUAUCAUGAUAAUGAGCCUACCUAGUCUUCGCCCAAUGUUGGAUGUUAAUUAUUUGCCACUGACAGACAUGAGGAUAGCACGGACGUUUUGUUUUACCAAUGAAGGACAGGCAUUAUACCUCGUCUCUCCAACUGAAAUUCAGCGGUUAACAUACAGCCAAGAGAUGUGUGAUAAUCUACAGGACAUGCUAGGAGAUUUGUUUACUCCAAUAGAGACACCAGAAGCUCAAAACAGAGGCUUUCUCAAGGGACUGUUUGGUGGAAGUGGACAAACGUUUGACAGAGAAGAGCUUUUUGGGGAAGCUUCAGCAGGAAAAGCAUCCCGCAGCCUUGCACAACAUAUUCCUGGACCAGGUGGUAUAGAAGGGAUGAAAGGCGCUGCUGGAGGGGUGAUGGGAGAGCUGACUCGCGCACGGAUCGCACUUGAUGAGAGAGGCCAGAGGCUAGGCGAGCUGGAAGAGAAAACUGCAGGCAUGAUGACCAGUGCAGAAGCAUUUUCCAAACAUGCACAUGAGUUAAUGCUGAAAUAUAAAGAUAAGAAAUGGUACCAAUUCUAAACUUCUAAAGAAGCUGAGACUGCUUUGAGAAACCAUUAUUCAGGGAAACCAAAUUUAUUCCCAGCAUCACUAUCCAACUGCUAGAAGCCAGUUUCUUCUACAAAAUGUUCCAUUACAGUCCAUCUGAAGUUAUCAUAAAGGAGAUUUAUCAGAGACAUGGUACAACCCAAAGGCUGGAACCUUGGUUAAAAUCCCAAGAUAUGUCUGGACUUGCCUUUUCCCACAUGGAAUGGAGCUAUCAUCUUGGCAUGUCAUUUGCUAAGGAUUUACGUUUAGAAACUACGGGGAGUCCUUCUGGUUUGGAAAAAUCCUGUACAAACAAAAGCAUUAAUGCACUUAAUGAAAAAAAAUCUUUGCAUGAUAAAUUAACAUCUUAAGAGGAAAAGAAAAAAAGCAUGUGUGACAGAAGCAAAAAAGAUUUAUAGAAAACUAUUUUUGUAAAUUGGGCCACACCUGACAAUUUUAAAAAUCUGCAUUGGAAGAUAUCAGUGCAUUUCAAGUACAUUUGCCAUUCCCAACUGAAAAAGAAAACAAAAACCAGAGUUUUCUUCUCAUCUGUAACUUUCAUUGUACUAGGACAUUAUUGAAUUCUUAUGGCAAGAAUCUGAUUAAUGUUCCUCUCUCUCCAUAAUAUUUUACAUCAUUCACAGUUCUUUGUCAUAAUCAAGUAUUGCCAGAUUCCUAACACAAUUAUUUCCAUUUCUAUCACCUUCAGAACAAGUUGCUAUUUUUAGUCACAUACUAUGCAGGAUUGGGUCACCUCAAAGCAUUUUUUCAGCCUGGCUUGUACUCUGCAGGAGAGUUGAUGAUAGGUUUGGGAAACUAGACUAUAGGAACAAUGCAGUUAGCUUUGAGAACUGAUUUCACAUACACUUUCAGUUUCUAAAGUGAUAUACUUUUAAUGCUCCAUUUGUAUCCUUAUCUGCCAAUUACACAGUAUAUUACUGUUCAAACCCAGUGGGGUCUUCAAUCCAAAGGUGCUCUUGCAGCCUGACGCUCAGAGACCAAACUGGUCAUUCUCUUUAGUAUGAUUCAGUAAAACCUCAGUUAAUGUUUUAGGAAAGGGAUUCUGAUUUAUUACAUUUCUGAUUAACAAGGGCUUUCAUUAGAAAAUAUUUUUUGGUUUAAUACUUAUUAUUGAAAAUCUUUAUAAAAUGUAGUGGUGUUUUUGCUAUCUUGGCCUCAGUCAUCAUUAUGGACAACAGAAAUAC
This is a messenger RNA of Diceros bicornis minor, 4883 nucleotides long. RefSeq names its product syntaxin binding protein 5L (gene STXBP5L). Gene Ontology annotation, molecular function: myosin II binding; syntaxin binding; GTPase activator activity. The transcript is spliced from 28 exons. The record is from RefSeq and is a predicted model, not a curated record. Gene Ontology annotation, cellular component: plasma membrane; cytoplasm; SNARE complex. Gene Ontology annotation, biological process: regulation of protein secretion; regulation of exocytosis. Lineage: Eukaryota; Metazoa; Chordata; Mammalia; Perissodactyla; Rhinocerotidae. The coding region runs from base 91 to 3672 and encodes 1193 amino acids.